AUGCCCAUCCUCCUCACGUUGUGCCUCUUGCAAGGUUCUGCUUUGACCCCUCCACACAGAAGACCCCAUCUCAGAUGCCGGUGGAAGGGCCCUCUGCCCUCUGGGCCCCACCUCUGGGCCAAGGAAACACUCACUCCUUUCCCACCCCCAUGCCGCAUGGAGGAGACAGCCACAGCAGAUGCAAAUGCACUGAAGGGCCCGAGACUGGUGUCUGGGGAACCUGGGGGAGCUGUCACCAUCCGGUGCCAUUACACCCCCUUGUCCAUCAACAAGCACGUGAGGAAGUAUUGGUGCCGCCUAAGCCCCGUGACGUGGAUCUGCCACACCAUCGUGUCCACCACCAACUACACUCACCUCGGCUACCGUGGCCGCGUGGCCCUAGCAGACUUCCCACAGAGAGGCUUGUUUGUGGUGAGGCUGUCCCAGCUGUCCCCGGAUGACAUGGGGCGCUAUCGCUGCGGCAUUGGAAACAGAAACAGCAUGUUCUUCUUCAGCAUGAAGCUGACCGUCUCUGCAGAUCCUUCCAGCACCAUCCCCACGGCCACUCCGGCUACCGGUGAGCUCGUCAUGGGAUCCUUUGGAGCAUUAUCACCAGCGGCCAACAGACGGACCUCAGGAACAGCUCAGACUAUAGAAAGCCAGGGGACAGGAUGGGACAGAGUUGCUCUGACUCCAGGGACCAACAAAACAACAGCGUCAGCUGAGGGAAGGCAGACUCCAGGAACAACCGAGGCAGUAGCUCUAGGGACGGCCAGCCAGGUAGAGGGUUCUGUCUGGGCAACAGUCCCCACUCCAGAGAGUCCGGCUUCAACAACUGGAGGCGUGUCCAGUACAACAGAAGGUGUCUGGGUGUGGGACACCAGAGGCUCAGUAGCGAAUAGGGCGAGGCCCCGCGAGGAAGGGAGGGAGACAACUACGGAGGCCGAUGGGCCACCUGAAGAAACAGAGGGGGUCAGAACAGCUCUGGAUGUCACUGGGAAGGUCAUAGGGACCAGUGGGCCAUCAACUCUGGUCUCAGAAAAAUGGGUGCAGAAAAUCCUGCAAGAAGCGACAACUGUUUCUAAGCCACAAGACCUGGGCUCCGCUGAAGGAACUACCACAGCUGCAGGUGUGUGGACCCUGGGGCCCACCAGCAUAGAGAUGGCGUCUGAGGAGGGAGCCACCGAAGGGGACCUAGACAUGCCUGCUGGCGACAGCGAUCCCCAAGCCACACAGAGCCAGGCCCCAGCUGCUGGGUCCGUGAGGCUCUUGGGCAAGGGGUCCUCCAUGAUGAGCGUUUCUCCAGGAGAGAAAAACAUCUCUCGGAUCCUGAUUCUCGCCUCCACGGUGCUGUGCCCCCUUACACUUGUGGUUCUUGGCCUGUUGCAAAAGAAGCUCCCGAGAAACAAGAUGACUCAGGAGGCAAAAAGAACAGCAGCGGUCACCUUGAUUCAGAUGACAUAUUUCCUGGAACUGAGUCUCCAGCCAGACCAGCUGCCCCACAUGGAAAGGAAUAUGCUCCGGGAUGACUGUCCUCCCCAGGCCAGUCUGACUGUCCCAGAGACACACCCUGGACCCCGAGAAAUGGAAGCAUAA
Mirounga angustirostris (Northern elephant seal) is the source of this 1575-nucleotide messenger RNA. It is a transcript of the gene FCAMR, whose product is annotated as Fc alpha and mu receptor. NCBI's taxonomy places the organism in Eukaryota, Metazoa, Chordata, Mammalia, Carnivora, Phocidae. Gene Ontology annotation, cellular component: plasma membrane. The transcript is spliced from 6 exons. The record is from RefSeq and is a predicted model, not a curated record. Bases 1 to 1575 code for a protein of 524 amino acids. Gene Ontology annotation, molecular function: transmembrane signaling receptor activity.